Molecule: messenger RNA, 339 nt
Organism: Strongyloides ratti
Lineage: Eukaryota; Metazoa; Nematoda; Chromadorea; Rhabditida; Strongyloididae
Product: Alpha crystallin/Heat shock protein family and Alpha crystallin/Hsp20 domain and HSP20-like chaperone domain-containing protein
Exons: 2
Coding region: 1-339 (112 amino acids)
Biological process (GO): protein refolding; response to heat
Molecular function (GO): protein folding chaperone
Source: RefSeq, a predicted model, not a curated record
AUGACAUCAAAUAAAAUUGUUGUUACUACUGAUAAGGCUUCUGAUACAUGGGAUUGGCCUUUACAAGGUCAAGAUGGUAUUGUUAAAGUUCAUAAUACAAAAGAUAAAUUUGAAGUUGGAUUAGAAUGUUAUAGUUUUUCACCAAAAGAAAUAAGUGUUAACGUUGUUGGGGGAGAAGUUUCAAUUAUGUGUAAGCAUGAGGAGAAAAAAGAUGAAUAUGGAACAAUAAAACGUGAAAUUCAUCGUUGUUACCGUCUACCUGACGAUGUUGAUCCAAAUACAUUGAAAUCUAGCUUAUCAACGAGAGGGAUUCUUACCUUAACGGCAAAAAAAAAAUAA